Impatiens glandulifera is the source of this 843-nucleotide messenger RNA. RefSeq names its product F-box protein FBW2-like. Lineage: Eukaryota; Viridiplantae; Streptophyta; Magnoliopsida; Ericales; Balsaminaceae. The record is from RefSeq and is a predicted model, not a curated record. The coding region runs from base 1 to 843 and encodes 280 amino acids. Gene Ontology annotation, molecular function: protein binding. The transcript is spliced from 2 exons.
AUGGAAGACCAAGUUUCUCAUGUUUAUCGACGAUGGGCCGAUCUGAUGCCUGAAAUGCUAGAGAAGAUCUUCUGCCGACUAUCUGUUCAAGAAUUGCUCAUGGUGGUGCCAUGUGUGUGCAAACCAUGGGGAAAGGCGGUGAAGAGGGCUUCCUGUUGGCAGGAGAUUGACAUCGAGGAAUGGUGCGACAGAUCCACGCCACAGAAGAUCGAUCAGAUGGUUCGAAUGCUUGUUAAUCGUAGUGGUGGAUCUAUGCGCAAACUCUACGUUUCUAAACUUUGUGGGGAUCAUAUCUUCUCCUUCAUCGCUGACAAUGCGACUUCUCUUGAGGUGUUGGGAAUGAGUAUAAGUGAUACGAGCAAUGAAGUGAUUGUUCGAGAGGCAAAUAAGUUCUCUAACCUCACUUCCUUGGAUCUUAGCUAUUGCUUGAAUGUGGGGGCUCUAGCUUUAGAGGCGAUAGGAAAGAACUGUCCACACCUUUCAACACUAAGAAGAAACAUGCAUCCAUUUGACGAUGAAAGCUUGAUUUGUCAAAUCCCCGAGGCGUUUGCCAUAGCCGAGACGAUGCCGAAGUUGAAGCAGUUGGAAAUAUCAGCCCUUAUGGUGGAUACGUUCGCAAUGCAUGCGAUUAUUGAAAAUUGCCAAAAUCUAGAGUUCUUGGACGUGAGGGAUUGUUGGAACUUAUUUAUUGACCAUGAAGAAAUGAAGUUAGAAUUCCCCAAGUUGAAAAUUUUGGGACCUGAGUUGGAUUACGAGCAGGAUAAAAUUAUUACCUUAGAAACUUUUUAUAAUCCAGAUUACCCUAACCUUAAGAAAUUGAGUAAGCUUAGGCCGAUGGAGUAA